CCAUGCUUCGCCUAGAUACCUGGACCCACAUUCUUUACAGUUCCUUGCUCUUGAUCCUCCUUCUGGAACUUAAAGUAGCAGAUAUGAAAGAGCUGAAGGUGAUCCAGUCUGUGAAAUCAGUUUGUGUUGAUGCUGGAGGAUCAGUCACUCUGAAUUGCACAGUCACAUCUCUCACCCCUGUGGGGCCCAUCAAGUGGUUCAGGGGUGUAGGACACAAUAGGCACCUGAUAUAUAAUUUCAACGGAGACCAUUUCCCCAGAGUAACAUAUGUCUCAGAUGCUACAAAGAGAGACAACCUGGACUUUUCUAUCCGCAUCAGUAAUGUCACACCUGCUGACACAGGUACCUACUACUGUGUGAAGUUCCAGAAAGGAAUAGUAGAGCCUGACAUUGAGACUCAGUGUGGAGGUGGCACUCGGUUGUUAGUAUUUGACCUGAAGACAUCACACAUUACUAAAAUCCUUGCAGCUGCACUCCUUGGAUACAAACUACUCCUGGUAAUUGCUGUCAAUCUCAUUUACAGUCACGGAUGCAAAAUGCUCGAACAGAUUCAGCAUGGAAAUAGAUGCUGAUGAGAAGCCGCUGAAGACUGCUUAUAGAGACACAAUUAGGACAACUUGAAUUCAAAAUUUCUGGUUGUUCCUCUGCAUAUGUAUCAUUGUCCCAGAGCUUAAGUGCUGUGCAUAUUGAGUUGUAUUCUAGACAUCUUUAUUUUCACUAUUAAAAGAAUUUAAAUAUGUA
Molecule: messenger RNA, 741 nt
Organism: Rattus rattus (black rat)
Lineage: Eukaryota; Metazoa; Chordata; Mammalia; Rodentia; Muridae
Product: tyrosine-protein phosphatase non-receptor type substrate 1-like
Exons: 4
Coding region: 3-572 (189 amino acids)
Biological process (GO): positive regulation of phagocytosis; positive regulation of T cell activation
Cellular component (GO): plasma membrane
Source: RefSeq, a predicted model, not a curated record